AUGCUUCGCUCAGUGUCACGCCAGCUGCCGCGAGCUCUCCGCAAGCCGACACCCGCAUUCCCCACGAUCCGCUGCAUCUCCAGCACCAGCCUGCGAAUGGCCCCCCAGCUACCCGCUGUACGCCCUCCCGUCUCAUCGGCGCUUCCAGCAGACUCAUAUCAGCUCCUAUCGACCGCUGAGAAAGCUGGUGCUGCCGAAGAUGCCCUGUUUGAAGAGCAAAUCAAGGCCGUAAACGAGUGGUGGGCAUCCGACAGAUAUGAGGGUAUCAAGAGGCCAUACUCCGCUGAGGCGGUGGUGAGCAAGCGAGGAGCUUUGCAACAGACAUAUCCCAGCUCGUUGAUGGCGAGGAAACUCUUCAACUUGCUGAACGAACGAGCUGCGGAGGGCAAACCAGUCCACACUCUGGGAGCAAUUGACCCCGUACAGAUGACCCAACAAGCACCAAACCAGGAGGUGCUUUAUAUAUCAGGAUGGGCAUGCUCAUCGCUUCUUACCUCCACGAACGAAGUCUCGCCGGACUUUGGAGACUACCCAUACAACACCGUGCCAAAUCAGGUACAACGCCUGUUCAAGGCCCAGAACAUGCACGACAGGAAACAUUGGGAUGCCAGGCGAAAGCUCUCGCCAGAAGAGCGCAAGAAUACCCCAUACAUCGAUUACAUGCGCCCUAUUAUUGCAGAUGGUGAUACUGGGCACGGCGGCCUCACCGCAGUCAUGAAACUAGCCAAAUUGUUUGCCGAGAACGGCGCCGCAGCCGUACACUUUGAGGAUCAAUUGCACGGCGGCAAGAAGUGUGGUCAUCUUGCUGGCAAGGUUCUCGUACCGAUUGCGGAGCAUAUUAACAGAUUGGUUGCGGCCCGGUUCCAGUGGGAUAUUAUGGGCACCGAGAACCUUCUUAUAGCACGAACAGAUUCAGAGAGUGGUAAGUUGCUGAGCAGCACUAUCGACGUGCGGGAUCACGAAUUUAUCCUCGGUGUGACGGAGGACGGUGACCCCUUGGCCGAGACGCUCCAGAAAAUGGAGUUGGAGGGCGCAUCUGGCGCAGAGAUCGAUGUUUACGAAGCCCAGUGGGUUAAGAAACAUAAACUGGUUACAUUCGAUGAAGCCGUGGACCAACACCUCAUCGCUGAAGGUGCCUCUGAGUCAGUUAGAAAUGAAUAUAAAUCGCAUGUUGAGCAGAACCGUGAUCUUUCGAUCUCUGCUCGCCGGGAGUUGGCAGCCAAAUACACAAAGAACCCCGUCUUCUGGUCCUGGGACAUCCCACGCACCCGCGAAGGCUUCUAUCAUUACCGUGCUGGCAAUGAGGCAGCUACCAAGCGUGCUAUUGCAUUUGCCCCCUAUGCAGACCUCCUGUGGGUUGAGACCGGAGACCCCAACGUUAGCAAAGCUGCCGACUUUGCUGGCAAGAUCCGCAAACAAUUCCCUGGCAAGAAGUUGGUGUACAACUUGAGCCCCUCGUUCAACUGGAUGGGACAAGGAUUCACCGAGCAGACCCUUAAAUCAUUUAUUUGGGAUUUGGCAGAGCACGGAUUCAUUCUCCAACUUAUCUCCCUCGCUGGUCUGCACUACAAUGCCACAAUGGCUACUGAGCUGUCUCGUGGAUUCAAGGAAGAUGGCAUGCUAUCUUACGUCAAUUUGGUGCAGAAACGCGAAAAGGAGAUGGGUGUUGAUGUACUUACACAUCAGAAAUGGAGCGGAGCGCCGUAUGUCGACGGUAUUGUGGGAUCUAUCCUCAGCGGUAGCAGCUCAAACAAGAGCAUGGGUGAAGGAAACACUGAAGACCGUAAGUAA
Molecule: messenger RNA, 1791 nt
Organism: Trichophyton verrucosum HKI 0517
Lineage: Eukaryota; Fungi; Ascomycota; Eurotiomycetes; Onygenales; Arthrodermataceae
Exons: 5
Coding region: 1-1791 (596 amino acids)
Cellular component (GO): mitochondrial matrix
Molecular function (GO): isocitrate lyase activity; methylisocitrate lyase activity
Source: RefSeq, a predicted model, not a curated record